CUUAGAGGUGGGGGGAGUGGUCGGCAGUGUAUUGGGUUGUCUUGCGCUGCUUGGGUUCGCGGCUGCUGCCUGGGCGGGGAAGGCGGGAGCGUGAAACCUCGCCCCUCCUGCUGACCUGGCUCAAGCCGGAUUCUUGCCCGGAACCCUAGCCUGCAGGGUGCGGUACCCGGUGCUCCAACUCUUUACCUGGGUCCUGUGAUUCUCCCGAUUCCGGAAGUCCCCUGUCCCUUUCUUGGAGUGAAGCUCGGCCCGUCCAGCUUCCCUGUGUCCCCUCAAGCCCCGCCAUGGGCAACACGAGUAGCGAGCGCUCCACGCUGGAGCGACAGGGCUGUCAGAAGACGCCCAGAAGGGAUAGCUCGGGGGGCACCAAGGAUGGGGACAGGCCCAAGAUCCUGAUGGACAGCCCAGAGGACGCCGACCUCUUCCACUCCGAGGAAAUCAAGGCUCCAGAGAAGGAGGAGUUCCUGGCCUGGCAGCACGACCUGGAAGUGAACGACAAAGCACCCGCCCAGGCUCGGCCGACCGUGUUUCGGUGGACAGGGGGUGGAAAGGAAGUGUACUUAUCCGGGUCCUUCAACAACUGGAGUAAACUUCCGCUCACGAGAAGCCACAACAACUUCGUAGCCAUCCUGGACCUGCCGGAAGGAGAGCAUCAGUACAAGUUCUUUGUGGAUGGCCAGUGGACACACGACCCUUCUGAGCCAGUAGUAACCAGCCAGCUUGGCACAGUCAACAACAUCAUUCAAGUGAAGAAAACUGACUUUGAAGUGUUUGAUGCCUUAAUGGUGGAUUCCCAGAAGUGCUCCGAUGUGUCUGAGCUGUCCAGUUCCCCGCCAGGACCCUACCACCAGGAGCCCUACGUCUCCAAACCAGAGGAACGGUUUAAAGCGCCGCCCAUUCUCCCCCCACACCUGCUCCAGGUCAUCCUGAACAAGGACACAGGCAUCUCUUGUGAUCCAGCCUUGCUCCCAGAGCCCAACCACGUCAUGCUGAACCACCUGUAUGCGCUCUCCAUCAAGGAUGGAGUGAUGGUGCUCAGCGCGACCCACCGGUACAAGAAGAAGUACGUCACCACCUUGUUGUACAAGCCCAUAUGAGGCGCUGGGAGCCAGCGGCGGGCCCCGGGGACCAGUGCACCACCAGCUGGGCGUGCGUGCCUCCCGCCGGAGGGAAUGGACUGUAAAUUCCCCAUCUCACACUCUCUAGAAGCCAUUUCUCACCCGCCCUAGUCCUCCCCGCAGGUCUGCUCCGGGUCCAGCGGCUCCUGGAGCACCUCGGUCUGUAGUCGUCAGCUCAGCACACAGCAGCCGAGGGCGGAGUGAGGGGCAGGCAGCCUGCAGCCGCGCCGCGGGGCGUGACGGGUGCAGCUCAAGUACACGUCCGCCAAACUGGCCACGGAGAUUUUCCUAAAGCCAAAAACAAACACUAGCCUCUUUGGUAGCAAAAGUCUGGGAAGCAGGAUCAAGGCCACACAUAGUUUCUAAUUGUAUGUCUGUGUUUAAGGCCACCAGUGUGUCCCUGUUGAGGCCUGGCUGUGGCACUGACAGGUACAGCGUUGGUGUUGUCUGUCCUUUGAAGUUAGCCGUUCUGUCGCCCAUUCUCUGCUCCAGCGAGGUGGACUUUCUGUAGAAAUUAGAGCCUGAGUUCCAGGGGAAGUUUUACAAUUGUUAUUUACGCUUAUGUACGCUAAGUUUUGCUUUGUUUUUAACCAGAGCUGGCUGACUCUACAGCCCUAGGUAAUUUUCUACUCGUCCCAACUAGAAUAUAGAUCAUGUAAACAGACUGCUCAGCAAUAAUCUGUUCUCAGAACAGACUUUGGGAACCUGCUGCCAGAUUUCUCCAUUAAGUUGGGUGUUCCUGAGGACUGACCACAGUUAGCUGGAAGGUCGGUCAGCUUUUUCUUACCAGAACGAGGUGGCAGUGUUACCAUGAAAACUCUGGAGACCCAGCCUGUGCCACCUUGCCCAGGACCUCUGCCCACGCCUGGCAAAGAAGGCCGUAGCAGCUGCUGUUGCUUAUUCCGUAAGGAACUUAGAACUCGACAGCAGCCUUCUAAAUUUCUGUCAGGAAGACAUCCUUUGGACCAAAGCAAACCUCUAUGCUCGGCUUGGUUUCCAUGGAGAUGCCACAGCUGUUCCCGUUAGCGCAGGUUCCUGUCCCCACGUCAAGAGAAGCUGUCAUUGCGCCCUCCAUUCCUGCCGGGCGAUGGAGGAACAAGCUUUCUGGUUUCCUGUCCUUGUUUGAUAAACCCGAAUCCGGGAUACUCUUUUUUUGCUACUGUUUUCAAAACACUGAAUUGUUAUCAACUUGACAUAAAGGUUUCAAUAAAGCUUUUUAAAGAUAA
This is a messenger RNA of Phyllostomus hastatus (greater spear-nosed bat), 2344 nucleotides long. It is a transcript of the gene PRKAB1, whose product is annotated as protein kinase AMP-activated non-catalytic subunit beta 1. NCBI's taxonomy places the organism in Eukaryota, Metazoa, Chordata, Mammalia, Chiroptera, Phyllostomidae. The coding region runs from base 285 to 1097 and encodes 270 amino acids. Gene Ontology annotation, cellular component: nucleus; cytoplasm; nucleotide-activated protein kinase complex. The transcript has 7 exons. Gene Ontology annotation, molecular function: protein kinase binding. The record is from RefSeq and is a predicted model, not a curated record. Gene Ontology annotation, biological process: signal transduction.